Molecule: messenger RNA, 2334 nt
Organism: Elgaria multicarinata webbii
Lineage: Eukaryota; Metazoa; Chordata; Lepidosauria; Squamata; Anguidae
Product: cytochrome P450 2J2-like
Exons: 9
Coding region: 114-1604 (496 amino acids)
Biological process (GO): xenobiotic metabolic process
Cellular component (GO): cytoplasm; intracellular membrane-bounded organelle
Molecular function (GO): oxidoreductase activity, acting on paired donors, with incorporation or reduction of molecular oxygen, reduced flavin or flavoprotein as one donor, and incorporation of one atom of oxygen; iron ion binding; heme binding
Source: RefSeq, a predicted model, not a curated record
UUCUCACAACAUUAGCAGAGAGGGUGGGCAUAACUUCUCUUGCUGAGUUUGCUUUGGUUUCCCUCUACAGACAACGGUUUGUUCAGACUCGGCAAGGCUAGUAGAGUUGGAAAAUGCUGUUCCUCUUACCGGCUAUCUUUCAGGAGAGCUUGCCUCUACAGGUGGUUCUGGUGUUCCUGGCUACCUUUCUGCUCAUUGCCAAUUACAUAAAAUGGAGACGGCCAAGGGAUUUUCCUCCAGGGCCUGUGCCUCUUCCUUUUUUGGGCAAUCUUCUGGAUAUUGAUCCCAAGAAGCCUCAUCUUGCUAUGCAAAAGCUUAGAGAAAAAUAUGGUAACGUCUUCAGCCUGCAGCUUGGAAACCAGCGAUUAGUGAUUGUGAAUGGGCUGCAUCUGAUGAAGGAAGCCCUCGUCCAUCAGGGUGAAAAUUUUGUAGACCGCCCCAGAUUUCCUCUUAUGCUGGAAAUCUUUGGGGAAUUUGGAUUAAUUAAUUCUAAUGGACUUAGCUGGAAACAACAAAGAAGAUUUGCCUUAUCAACACUCAGAAGCUUUGGUUUGGGCAAAAGAAGUUUAGAAGAACGAAUACAGGAGGAGAGUAGAUACCUAAUGGAUGCAAUUGAAGAGGAGAAAGGGCAAGCAUUUGAUCCUCACUUUCAGAUUAAUAAUGCCGUUUCAAAUAUCAUCUGUUCCAUCACUUUUGGGGGCCGCUUUGAUUACCAUGACAGUCAAUUCCAGACGUUACUGCACUUGCUUGACAGAACACUGUAUCUUCAGGGAAGCAUUUGGAACCAGCUGUACAAUGCCUUUCCAACUCUCAUGAAAUACUUGCCAGGUCCCCAUCAGACCCUGUUUAAAAACUGGGAACAAUUGAAAUCCUUUGUGAGAGAAAUCAUUGAAAAGCACAAGGAAGACUGGAACCCACUUAACACAAGAGAUUUCAUUGACGCUUAUCUACAAGAAAUAGCCAAGGAGGACGCUGAUUCCAGUUUCCAUGAUAAAAAUCUCCUACAUUCAGCACUGGACCUGUUUUUUGCUGGAACAGAAACAACUUCCACAACGCUUCUCUGGGCUUUGCUGUAUAUGGCCUUUUAUCCAGAAAUUCAAGCAAAAGUCCAAACUGAAAUAGACUCUGUGAUUGGCGAGUCACGACUGCCAGUGAUGGAUGACAGAGAUCGCAUGCCCUAUACCAAUGCGGUUGUUCACGAAGUUCAAAGGAUAAGCAACAUUGUGCCUUUGAAUGCACCACGAAUGACAACAAAUGACACAACGCUGGCUGGGUUUCAUUUGCCCAAAGGAACCAUCUUGUUCUCCAGCUUGACAUCAGUACUGUUUGACAAGGAUGAAUGGGAAACACCCAAUGUCUUUAAUCCUGGCCAUUUCCUGGAGAAUGGUCAGUUCAGGAAAAGGGAAGCAUUCCUGCCGUUCUCUGCUGGAAAGAGGAUUUGUCUUGGAGAGCAGUUGGCCAGAACAGAACUUUUCAUUUUCUUCACUACUCUCAUCCAGAAGUUCACUUUCCAAGCUCCAAAAGAUGUGACAUUAAGCCUUGAUUUCAAGAUGAGACUUACAAUGUCCCCACAGCCAUACCAGAUAUGUGCAUUCUCUCGCUAAGUGAAACCACAUUGCUUUUAAAAGAGGUAGGGUAAGCUGACAAUAUCGUCUCCAUUUCUGUUCUUUUGACACUGUAUUCUGUAUUUGUGUUUUUAACCUGUUGGUAGUUUUAUGAUGGUUUUAAUUUUUGUGAACUGCCCAGAGAGCUUAGGCUAUUGGGCGGUAUAAAAAUGUAAUAAAUAAAAUAAAUUAUGCCUGUGUGAAAAUUUAAUCCAGGAAAUCAUUGCAAAGGAGGAGCAAUAAAACAUUUUCAUUAGUUGGGACAUCACACUUGCAAGACGUCACCUAAUAUAUGCACAAAGUAUCAUCACCAUUGUUGGAAGUGCUCUGAACAUAUUGAUUCAUCUUUUAAUCCUUAGCUUAAAAUAUGGACUGUCCAAUACUGCGAGAAUCUUGAGACAUGGUUGCUGAUGGUUGCCAGGAUUUUCUCAUUGAUUACAGAUACCUACUAAAGCUGGGAGUUUUUGAACGUAAUGACCCCUGAAGUAAUUAUUCACUGGAGCCAAGUUGCAUGGCUACCAAGCAGCAGAGAACCAAUAAAAUUUGGGUGAGAAUAAUAAGUGCUAAGAUUUGUUCAGCAAGUGAUAAAUUCCAUGUGUGUAUAGGUUUGUGUUUAAAAAGUUGUUAUGGUGCCAUGAUUUCUGUUUGUUGCCUAUGCGGAAACCCUACAUAUUUCUGAUCACAUCCCAAUCACACACAGAUGCAAUAUUUUUUCAGGAAACCCACACAU